GGGGGUGGAGGGCGGAGGAGCUAGAUAGCACGCUUGCGCGGCUGUCACAGGGCUGCUUGGUUGGUCAGUGGGGAGUCGGCGCCUGCGUACUAAGACCCGUGUGCAGCAGCGGCGGCGGCGGCGGCGGCGACGGCGGCAGCGGGCUCAGAGGCAGCGGUUGGGCUCGCGGCGAGCGGACGGGGUCGAGUUAUUGCGUUCGCGCGAGUUGGAAUCGAAGCCUCUUAAAAUGGCAGAUGAUUUGGACUUCGAGACAGGAGAUGCAGGGGCCUCAGCCACCUUCCCAAUGCAGUGCUCAGCAUUACGGAAGAAUGGCUUUGUGGUGCUCAAAGGACGGCCAUGUAAGAUUGUGGAGAUGUCCACCUCCAAGACUGGCAAGCACGGCCAUGCCAAGGUCCACCUGGUUGGUAUUGACAUCUUUACUGGGAAGAAAUAUGAAGAUAUCUGCCCGUCAACUCAUAAUAUGGACGUUCCCAACAUCAAAAGGAAUGAUUUCCAGCUGAUUGGCAUCCAGGAUGGGUAUCUAUCACUGCUCCAGGACAGCGGGGAGGUGCGAGAGGACCUUCGUCUGCCUGAGGGAGACCUUGGCAAGGAAAUUGAGCAGAAGUACGACUGUGGAGAGGAGAUCCUGAUUACAGUGCUGUCUGCCAUGACGGAGGAGGCAGCUGUUGCAAUCAAGGCCAUGGCAAAAUAACUGGCUCCCAGGGUGGCGGUGGUGGCGCAGUGAUCCUCGAGCCUGCAGAGGCCCCCUCCCCCAGCCUGGCUCAGCUCUGGCCCCGGCCGUUGGCUGGACUCCUACACAAUUUAUUUGAUGUUUUAUUUUGGUUUCCUCCACCCCCUCAAACUGUUGGGGAACCCCUGCCCUUCACCCUGCUCCCUUGGCCAGGAGUGAGUGAGCCAUGGCCUUGGUGAAGCUGCCUUCCUCUUCUCCCCUCACACUACAGCCCUUGUGGGGGAGAUGGGGUGGGUGCUGCUUGUGGUUUAGGUUUUUUUUUUUUUUUUUUUUUUUUUUUUUUUAAAUUCUGGAAUCAGCCAUGGAUUCUGGCAAAUAGUCCGUGUGCCCUCCCCCCCACUCAUCCCUGGUCUGGUCCCUGUUCCUAUAGCCCUUUACCCCAAGCACCACCCCCACAGACUGGGGACCAGCUCCUUCCCCAUGCCUAUGUCUCUCCCCAAAUCCCUUUAGCAGGAGAGGGAAGAGGAGGAGAGGAAAGGGGACCUGCCCCCCUCCUCAGGCAUCUGGGAGGGCCCUGCCCCCAUGGGCUUCACCCUUUCCUGUGGGCUCUCACCCUGACACAUUUGUUAAAAUCAAACCUGAAUAAAACUACAAGUUUAAUAUGAA
Myotis daubentonii (Daubenton's bat) is the source of this 1336-nucleotide messenger RNA. It is a transcript of the gene EIF5A, whose product is annotated as eukaryotic translation initiation factor 5A. Gene Ontology annotation, molecular function: ribosome binding; RNA binding; translation elongation factor activity. Gene Ontology annotation, biological process: positive regulation of translational termination; positive regulation of translational elongation. Lineage: Eukaryota; Metazoa; Chordata; Mammalia; Chiroptera; Vespertilionidae. The record is from RefSeq and is a predicted model, not a curated record.